AUGUCGGCUUUAGACUCGCUGUGCUUUUGUGAACCGGCUACAAUUUAUAUUGAAAAUAGUUCGCCACUCUCUCACACACACACUCUCUCUCUCCCUACCCUCUUUUUUAUCUCUCACUCUCUCCAUCUUUCCCUCACUCUCUCUUUAUCUGUUUCUCUCUCAUCUAUCGUACUUUCUCCCUCUUCAUCUAUCUCUCACUCUCUCUUUCUCUCUCCUCGUUUAUCUCUCACACACUCUUUCUCUAACUUGCCCCAUAUCUAUCCCCUCUUUCUUUCUAUCUCUUUUUUCUCCGUCUCUCUCCCUAUCUAUUUCACGCCCUUUCUCUUUCUCUAUUCCCUUCUUCUUCUCUCUCUAGUCUCUCUUUCUUUCCAUCUCACUCUCUCUCUCUUUCUCUCGAUCUGUCUUUCUCGCUCUUCCUCUUUCUUUCUCUUUCGCUAUCUCUCUCCCUCUUUCUCUCCAUCUCCCUGUUUCUUCUCCUCUCUCCAUCUCUCUUUCUCUCUUCUCUCUCUCACUAUCUCUCAUUCCCUCUCUCUAUUACUCCUUCUAUCUCGCCCCCAUCUCUCUCACCAUCUCUUACCCUCCUACUCUUAUUGA
Messenger RNA from Acanthosepion pharaonis, 594 nucleotides. The record is from the annotation of a GenBank genome assembly. Lineage: Eukaryota; Metazoa; Mollusca; Cephalopoda; Sepiida; Sepiidae.